AUGGCUGAAGUAGUUCGAGUUUUAUCUAGCGCCAUCACAUUCGCGACCCUUGCAAUCCAGGUCGGGAAGUUGGUUCAGACAUUGAAAGACUACUGGGAUGCAAUACGCGACGCUCCUGCUCAUCUCAAGUGGCUAGUACGAGAGAUCGAAGUGUUCGGGUCCAUAAUGGCUGAUGUUGACGCGGACCUGACACGAUACCCUGUCGCAUUAGCCAUGACAAAUUGUCGACAUGCUUUACAAAGCUUACGAUUCUGCAAAGAGGCUGUGGAUGUCUUGAACGUGCUCUGUGAGGAUAGUCUACAAGACGUCGGCUCAUCAAAUAGGUUGCGCAGGUCCUACCAAGCUGUCAAGAUAGUGCUACGCCAACGGAAAGUUGAGAAGCAUAUUUCAAAACUACCUAAUGUGGCCCGUCUACUUAUGCUAUCACAGCAAUGCUAUACAAAGAGUACGGUCUACGCCUAA
This is a messenger RNA of Penicillium psychrosexuale, 462 nucleotides long. RefSeq lists its product as uncharacterized. The coding region runs from base 1 to 462 and encodes 153 amino acids. The record is from RefSeq and is a predicted model, not a curated record. NCBI's taxonomy places the organism in Eukaryota, Fungi, Ascomycota, Eurotiomycetes, Eurotiales, Aspergillaceae. The transcript has a single exon.